AUGUGGAUGUCAUGGCUCGAGCUCGGACGAGCACGCCUCGGAGUGGCUCCUCCACGCACGCAUUGCGCGGCAGGCGCUCCAGUGACGACGAUGCCAACUUGGAGCAGUCCUCCGUGGACUGGUGCUGCAGAGGCGCGUCGGCUCACCCCGCCCGCCGCUGUGGCCGCCCCACUGGGUCUGCUGGGCGCCGCGCCUCUGGGUGCCGCGCCCGCCAUCGUGGCGGGGUCUGUGCCGGCCAGGAUGUCAAUGCCCGCAGGCUUUCAGCUUCAGACCGUGCCACCAAUGCCAGGCCAAGGAUUUCCCUAUGCCUGA
Molecule: messenger RNA, 312 nt
Organism: Durusdinium trenchii
Lineage: Eukaryota; Dinophyceae; Suessiales; Symbiodiniaceae
Source: the annotation of a GenBank genome assembly